AUGGCGAAUCAUGACACGUUUGGGACAUGGCUCACUUGUGUAAUGGGGCCACCCACAAGCGUGACACAUAUUCCAUGCAAGGUUGCGCUAGGUUGGUGCCACCGUCGCUACACAUCAGAUGCACAAAUUUGCUUCAUUUAUGUCAAGUGUUGCAAAGGCAAACUGCACAUCAAUAGGGCGAUCAAAGGCAUGCAGACCUUGUUUCAUGUGAAUGUUGUGCUAAAGCCAGCCACAAGCUUUCGUGUCGGUCUACAAAAAGCUGCAUCCCAGCAAACUUGCCGCCUGCUGCGCGAGUUUGACUCUGCCCUGGAUGAAUUGCUUGCUGCCCCGAGCUCAAUGCACAUUUCAAGUGGAUCAACAGCAAAACAAGCAAAGGGCAGGUUCGUUAGUUUGCAGCCUGCUGUGAGGUACAUGUAA
Molecule: messenger RNA, 417 nt
Organism: Effrenium voratum
Lineage: Eukaryota; Dinophyceae; Suessiales; Symbiodiniaceae
Source: the annotation of a GenBank genome assembly